Hevea brasiliensis (rubber tree) is the source of this 1708-nucleotide messenger RNA. Its product is annotated as transcription factor PIF7. Gene Ontology annotation, molecular function: protein dimerization activity. Lineage: Eukaryota; Viridiplantae; Streptophyta; Magnoliopsida; Malpighiales; Euphorbiaceae. The record is from RefSeq and is a predicted model, not a curated record. Gene Ontology annotation, cellular component: nucleus. The transcript has 6 exons. Bases 264 to 1589 code for a protein of 441 amino acids.
GCAACGAAGACAGCCAGAGUAUCCGGUACUCUUCAGCGAGAUGUAAUAGCAACCGCAAGUUUUUGUGCAAAAUCUCAAUCAAAAUUCAAAACCAAUGUGAUAUGUGAGCGUACGAGGGGACCAUAUAGAGCUUACACGACAGUGACGUAACAGAGAAUCCAAAAAUCUAUAUCCAAUGCUCAAAGCUAGCUCCUGUUCAUGGAGAGAAAGGGAAUGACCAUUCAUCAUAUAAUGAUAUCAUCAUCGUCAUCAUUAUCAUAAGCAUGAUCGGUCAGUGUAUAGUACCCAAAGGGAAUCUAAAGCACCAAAGACAAGAACAAAUCGAAGGAGGAGAGAGUAACAGAUCCUCUCACGUGCAUAGCCACCAGCUGCAGAAUCCCACUACCAACCUUGCUGUCCCCAUGUCCAAUUAUUACGAGGUAGCGGAGCUAACAUGGGAGAAUGGUCAGCUAGCCAUGCAUGGGCUUGGUGGGCUUCUCCAUUCUGGGCAGGCGACAAAGGCCACACCCACAUGGGGUAGGACUAGUGAAACCCUAGAGUCAAUAGUCCAUCAAGCCACGUGCCACGAUUCACAACCAAGAAUAAACUCAAACCGGCAAGAGCCGGCAAAGAUAGCCUCUGCUGUGGAAUCAUCGGAUGGCAAAUGGGCAGAAACGUCCUCCAGGCGCCAGGCACAGAUGGCCCCCUUAUUGAUGAAGAAACGUGCAAGAUCAGAGUCAAACCAAUGUGGAAGCAGUAGGGAUAAUGAGCAAGCGGACCGCAGUGCAUGUGCAAGUGCUAGUCCCACAUUUUGUAGGGAAAGUGACACUACCAUGAUGACUCAUGCUUCUCUAGAGUCCACUCCAAGCUUCAAGGCCAAAACCACUGAUAAUGAGGAUUCUGCUUCUCAUGGUGGAUCGGAAAACCCAGAUGAAGAUCGAGAGACCAAAACUGAAACAGUCAGAUCUCAUUCUAAUAGAAGAAGUCGGGCUGCUGCUAUUCACAAUCAGUCAGAGCGGAGACGAAGAGAUAGGAUCAACCAAAAGAUGAAAGCUCUCCAGAAGCUGGUUCCUAAUGCAAGUAAGACAGAUAAAGCAUCAAUGCUGGAUGAGGUGAUAGAAUAUUUGAAACAACUACAAGCACAAGUGCAAGUAAUGAGUGUGAGAAGCAUGCCCCAGAUGAUGAUGCCUUUAGGGAUGCAGCAACAUUUUCAUCAAAUGUCUCUACUAGCACGUAUGGGCAUGGGGGUUACUCCUCUAGGUAUGGGAAUGGGGAUGCUUCAUGACAUGAAUUCAAUUGGACAUAGUGCUGCUGUACCCCAUUCUCUUCCUCCGCUCCUCCACCCUGCACCACCCCCCGCUACAGCCACCACUACGUUUGUUCCGCCUCCUCCUCCUCCUCAUCCCUUUGUAGUUCCCUCAAUGAUCCCUGCAGCGAAUCCUGACCCUGCCACCAAUAGUUCAGUUGCUUUGCCUGAUCCAUAUUGCAGUUUUUUAGCACAAUCAAUGAAUAUGGAGCUUUACAACAAGAUGGCAGCACUGUACCGACAACAAGUGAAUCAGCGGAUCACACAAGCAGCAUCACAGCCCAACCAUGUCCAAGGUGAUUAACAAUUUAUAGAACAUCAAGAAAGAAUGAGGAAGAAGGAGCAUAUGUAUAAGCCAAUUGAAUAUAAAUUAAUAUGAACAAUUAUAUAUGUGUGAUUAAUAUAAUUGAUGAACUUGUAUAA